AUGGCAUAUGCAACUGAUUCCUCUCCGUGGUCAGUAGCCAUUGGUGAUUUCAACAACGACACCAUACUUGAUAUUGUCGUCGCGAAUCUUGGCAGUGACAAUGUUGGUGUAUUUCUUGGACGGGGCAAUGGUUCGUUUUCAAGCCAGAAAACGUUUACGACCGGUUUAAACUCUCAACCAAACGCAGUUGCUGUUGAAGAUUUCAACAACGACACCUGGGUAGACAUUAUUGUUGCUAAUUAUGGCACAAACAACAUAGGUGUGUUGCUUGGGUAUGGGAAUGGCUCCUUCACAAGUGUUAAGCUUUUUUCGACCGGUUAUGGAUCUCUUCCAUUCUCAAUUUCUGUUAAUGAUUUAGACAAUGAUGGAAAAUUGGAUUUCGUCGUUGCCAACGAAGGUGCUGACAAUUUAAACACUUUUUUACAGAUCUGUUAAUAUUACCAUUGCUGGUUUAAGCUUUUUUUUUCAUUGAUUCAUUACUCCUAACUUCUACUUAGCGCUACUAAUAUUUCUUCUAACUAUUUCUGUGUGUGAGUAUAUGUUGAGAAUUGAAAUAUUUUACAUGAAGAUAAGAAAUAUCAAGUGAAGCUAUGACAAUACGUCUACAUUUGACAAAGAAUUUCGUCAGAUGUAUGACAUGGAUAUGCCAAGCACACGAUGAUGUGUUUCGCUCUUGCUUAAUGCUAUCAUCAUAAGAUUAGACAA
Rotaria sp. Silwood1 is the source of this 705-nucleotide messenger RNA. The record is from the annotation of a GenBank genome assembly. Lineage: Eukaryota; Metazoa; Rotifera; Eurotatoria; Philodinida; Philodinidae.